CGCCGCCCCCCCUUCCCUCCCCUCCCCUCCCAAUUCCUCCCCCCAAACCCGCCCCGAUUCACCGGCGAGCGCCCCCGCGACUCUCCCACCCCGCAGACCGGCCGGGCGGAGGAGGGCAUGGCGUACAUGUGCGCCGACAGCGGCAACCUCAUGGCCAUCGCGCAGCAGGUGAUCCAGCAGCAGCAGCAGCACAACCAGCAGCAGCAGCGGCACCACCACCACCACCACCACCUCGCCCCGCCGCCCAUGCCGAUGCCGCCCGCCCCCGCGCCCCCGCACGCGCAGAUCCCGGGCUCGCUGCCGUUCGGGGCCGCCGGGUCCGCGGCCUGGCCCCAGGGAGAGAACUUCUUCUCCGACGUCUUCGGGGCGUCCGCCGCGGAUGCCGUUUUCUCCGACCUCGCCGCCGGCGCGGACUUCGACUCCGACGUGUGGAUGGAGAGCCUCAUAGGCGACGCCCCCGUGUUCCAGGACUCGGACCUCGACCGCCUCAUCUUCACCACCCCGCCCCCGGCCGAGGCCGAGGCGGAGGCCGUCGCGCGGGACGAGAAUGCGCCGGCCGCGCUCCCCCCGGUCGCCGCCACGGCGCAGGCGGCGUGUUCUUCCCCGGGCUCAGCCGACGCGUCCUGCUCCGCCCCCAUCCUCCAGUCCCUCCUCGCCUGCUCCCGCGCCGCGGCGGCCAGCCCAGGCCUCGCCGCCGCGGAGCUCGCCAAGGUCCGCGCCGCGGCCACCGAGUCCGGGGACCCCGCGGAGCGCGUGGCCUUCUACUUCUCCGACGCGCUCGCUCGCCGCCUCGCCUGCGGCGGCGCGGCGCAACUCGAUACGGCGUCCGACGCGCGGCUCGCCUCCGACGAGGUCACGCUCUGCUACAAGACGCUCAACGACGCCUGCCCCUACUCCAAGUUCGCGCACCUCACCGCCAACCAGGCCAUCCUGGAGGCCACGGGCGCGGCGACCAAGAUCCACAUCGUCGACUUCGGCAUCGUGCAGGGCAUCCAGUGGGCGGCGCUCCUCCAGGCGCUGGCCACGCGCCCCGAGGGGAAGCCGUCUCGGAUUCGCAUCUCCGGCGUCCCCUCGCCGUACCUGGGGCCGCACCCCGCGGCGUCCCUGGCCGCCACCAGCGCGCGCCUCCGCGACUUCGCGCAGCUUCUCGGGGUGGACUUCGAGUUUGUCCCGUUGCUCCGGCCGGUGCACGAGCUCGACCGGUCCGACUUCUCGGUCGACCCCGACGAGGUCGUGGCCGUCAACUUCAUGCUCCAGCUCUACCACCUGCUCGGCGACUCCGACGAGCCGGUGCGGCGACUCCUCCGCCUCGCCAAAUCGCUCGGCCCGGCGGUGGUCACCCUCGGGGAGUACGAGGUGAGCCUCAACCGCGCCGGCUUCGUCGACCGAUUCGCCAGCGCGCUCAGCUACUACCGGGCGGUGUUCGAGUCGCUGGACGUGGCGAUGGCGCGGGACUCCGAGGACAGGGCGACGCUGGAGCGGAGCAUGUUCGGGGAGCGCAUCCGCAGGGCCGUCGGGCCGCCCGAGGGCGCCGACAGGACCGACAGGAUGGCCGGCAGCGCCGAGUGGCAGGCGCUCAUGGAGUGGUGCGGCUUCCAGCCCGUCCGCCUCAGCAACUACGCCGAGAGCCAGGCCGAGCUCCUGCUCUGGGACUACGAUGCCAAGUACAAGUAUUCGCUCGUCCAGCUGCCGCCGGCGUUCCUCUCGCUCGCGUGGGAGAAGCGGCCUCUGCUCACCGUCUCCGCCUGGCGGUGACCCCUUCCUUCCGAAAUUAAUUAAUGGUUAGCAGCAGAUCGUUCUCCCUGAAGCUUUUGUAAUUUGUACUCCUAGUUUCAUCCCUCCCUUGAAAAAAAAGCUCUGUUUAUUUAUUUAGGAUUUCGAAUUAUUAUUACAUGGUAAUGGCUAGGAGGAGGAAAUUUAGUUGAACUACUAGCUUGUCAGAUGCCUGUUUUGCAGCAUGUUAUUAUAGCUGGGGUUAAGUAGUAGACCAAAUGUACUGCUAAUUGUAUAUGGAUUUAGAGCAUGCUAUGUAGUAGGCCUUUAGGGGGAGAUUUAUCAUCGCUCAUACUAUGAUUUUUGGAUUAUGGUAAUUGAUGUUGUUAUUUAUGCUGCACAUGAAAUUGAAAAUUGCUACUCCUAUGUGUUGCUGGUAAUAUUGCUGUCAAGAUGUGGAUGAUAGUUCCUCCAUCUACAUUUCCAAGUUAAGUCUCCUUUGCAGCUUCUGAACCCCCCUUUCCAUGUUCUGUUAUGAAAGCUCUAGUGUAAAAAAUGCUCUUAUAUUAUGGGACGGAGAGAGUAGUCCUCAAUUUGAAGUUGCCGUUUUAUCUUUUAUCUGAGUAGGUAGCCAGGCUGAAUUUGUUCUUCCAUGAGCUAAUUUUGGGUUUUGCCGUCAAUCCCCAGUGAUCUCCAUUCUAGUCGUGCAUUACCAUUGUACUUGCACAUUUCCUUAGCAGCAAAUCAAUCAAGGCAAAUGUGGUAUUGUCAGUUAUGUCUUGAAAAGUAUUCUCUCAUCGUAUACUGUAUAUAUUACUCUGGUAUGUCUCAUUUGCAACUCCUUUACUGUAUGUAUACUCUGUAUAUAUAGCAAGUCAAGCCUCCUUUGCAGCUUCUGAACUCUUCUUUCCAUGUUCUGUUAUGAAGCUCUAUAAGUAGUUCUCAGUUUGAAGUUGUCGUUUUAUCUGAGUAGGUAGCCAGGCUGAAUUUGUCCUUGCGUGAGCUAAUUCGGGGUUUUGUCGUCAAACCCUGGUGAUCUCCAUCGUAGUCGUGCAUUUCCAUUGUAGCCAAUCAAUCAAGGUGACCUCUGUAUUUUUCAUUAGUUGUUUUCUUACAAUGUAUUGACUUGACUGUAACUUGUCAAGCUGUACACUGUAUACUGUAUUUAGCACUGCAAUUGGAGGUUUGCAAAUGUGCAAUUCAGUAGCUGCACAUUUCCUUCGUAGCGAAUCAAUCAAAGCAAACAUGGCGUUGUCAGUUAUGUCUCAGAAAGUAUUAUGUAUAUUACUGUAUAUGUAUAUUAGCAACAAAUGUUUCCAUUCAA
Molecule: messenger RNA, 3037 nt
Organism: Triticum aestivum (bread wheat)
Lineage: Eukaryota; Viridiplantae; Streptophyta; Magnoliopsida; Poales; Poaceae
Product: SCARECROW-LIKE protein 7
Exons: 1
Coding region: 118-1755 (545 amino acids)
Source: RefSeq, a predicted model, not a curated record